Cetraspora pellucida is the source of this 248-nucleotide messenger RNA. Lineage: Eukaryota; Fungi; Glomeromycota; Glomeromycetes; Diversisporales; Gigasporaceae. The record is from the annotation of a GenBank genome assembly.
GAACUCCAGAAUGCUAUAAGAAAUUGGCCGAAAGAUGUAUGAAUUCUGAUCCAAAUAAACGACCGAUCAUUACCAUCAUCAGUUCAAGUAUCGUUUAUUGGCUCGACGCGAUAGAACAGGAUGAUGAUAACGAGAUCAAAAAACAAUUCUUAAACGCCGAUAAAAUAAUCCCAAAACUCGAAUCAUCGAUUCAUCCGAGACAUAUGUAUACAAGCAAACUGAUUGACAUUGUUGGGCCGGAAAGGUAA